Nematostella vectensis (starlet sea anemone) is the source of this 1370-nucleotide messenger RNA. Its product is annotated as enoyl-[acyl-carrier-protein] reductase [NADPH] FabL. Gene Ontology annotation, molecular function: oxidoreductase activity, acting on NAD(P)H, oxygen as acceptor. Gene Ontology annotation, cellular component: intracellular anatomical structure. The record is from RefSeq and is a predicted model, not a curated record. The transcript is spliced from 2 exons. NCBI's taxonomy places the organism in Eukaryota, Metazoa, Cnidaria, Anthozoa, Actiniaria, Edwardsiidae. Bases 83 to 913 code for a protein of 276 amino acids.
UAUAUAAGCACUUCUUUCCCCCAGAGAGCAUUAUCAUCGCUACAGCAGUGCCCUCUUGGAUUAAACACAAAAACGUGAAACAAUGUACGGAGUUAUUACCGGGGGUACUAGGGGUUUGGGGUUCAAUGUAGCCGAGGAAAUGGCUAAAGAGGGCUAUUCUGGGCUAAUUUUGACCUUCAAUUCCAAUGUAGAGGCCGCGAACAAGGCCAAACAAGAGCUCGAAUCAAAAUAUGACGUGAAAGUUUUCCUUCUAAAGGGUGAUAUUGGCGAGGAAUCAACCGUUGAUGAGAUUUUUCAUUGCGUCGAGCAAAACUUUGGGAAUAAAUUAAACGCAUUUGUGCAUAACGCCGGGGCUGCCGUAGGUAUUACAUCAGGUGCGGAAACCGACAACGCGAAGAAAGCGGCGGAAAGUUACUCGCUUAACAUCGGAUCUGGCGAUUUCAGGAACUUUUCUACAUACGAUUAUUUCCAGAAUAUUUACCCGAAAUGCUUCAUCCGCUGCGUGGAGCGGGCCGUUAAAAUUAUGGAGGACGGGAUGGGGUAUAUUGUAGCCGUGUCUACAUACGGGUCAAAUGUUCUACAGACUCCUAAGCCCGGCUACGCGAUUACCGCGCAAGCUAAAGGUUGCAUGGAACUGCUGGUGAGAUACUAUGCACAAGUCUUGGCUCCGCGCGGAAUUACUGUCAAUGCUGUUAUCCCUGGCUACAUAAUGUCUGACGCAUGGCACAAUAUGACUAGAGCCAUGGGUGGAGUCUCUGCCGAACCUGUCCAGAAGCGCAUUCAGUCCACACCCAUGAGGCGCUUUGGUGAGGGUCGAGAGUUCAGUCAGGUGGUCUCAUUCCUCUGCUCACCAAGAGCAAGCUUCAUCACUGGUGUUGCGCUCCCUGUGGAUGGCGGGCUGCAUCUCCAGUAGGACCUGGGGCCAAGUCAAACACAAGACAUUAGCUUUAGUCUGAUCAAUGGAAAAAAUUUUUACUGUCGAAUCUGUUGUAUCACAACACCGCAUUUUCAAAACAUGGAUUUAAUUUUGUCUUUUGGGAUUUUCUGUUCAACCGGUCAAAUUAUUCUAAGCCAAUCAGAUUCUUGCCAUCUCUUGCCUAGUGCAGUUGCCUGACUUUCUGUUGGGACACUGUCUGGUUUUUAUUCAGAGUAUAGCCAGGAAAGUGCACAAAGCUGACGGAGCAGAAAACCACUAACUUUCAGUUAGGGAAAGGUGAUAAUCAAAUAAUAAUCAAUAAGUGUAGGUGCAGUACAUGGGGAGUGGUGAUAAAAUUGCCUGUCAUGGUAAAAGUUUAUAUGCAGAAAGUCAAUAGAUAUCAAUGUAAAUUAGGUUUCAUUGCAUGUAACUUUAAUAAACUAUCAUAAAAUGA